AUGAGUUUUUCAGGACAAUCAAAAGUUAAAAAUAAAUCAGCAGCACCAGUACAGAUUACUGCUGAGCAAAUUUUAAGGGUUGCAAAUGAAUCCCAACAAGCAUUACCAAAAUCAGCACCAAAACAAACCAUUACAGAUGUUGAAGAGUUAGAAGAUUAUAGAUUAAGAAAAAGACAACAAUUUGAAACAUCAGUUAAUAGAAAUUUAAAGACUGCAGCAGUUUAUUUAAAGUAUGCAGCAUGGGAAGAAUCACAAAAGGAUUUAACUAGAGCAAGAUCAAUUUUUGAACGUGCAUUGGAUAUGAACUAUCGUGAAAUUGUACUCUGGAUCAAAUAUGCCGAAAUGGAAAUGAGAAAUAAAAAUAUUAAUUUAGCAAGAAAUGUUUGGGAUAGAGCUGUUAGUUUAUUACCAAGAGUUUCACAACUUUGGUUUAAAUUCACUUUUAUGGAAGAUAUGCUUGGUAAUUAUCCUGCAGCUCGUGCAAUUUUCGAACGUUGGAUGCAAUGGAAACCAGAGCCACAAGCAUGGAACAGUUUUAUUAAAUUUGAACUCAGAUUAAAUUUAGCUGAUAAAGCAAGAGAUAUUUUCGAAAGAUAUAUUUUAGUACACCCAUAUAUUAAAACUUGGAUUAAAUAUUCUAAAUUUGAAGAAAAAUUAGGAAAUAUAGAAAAUGCAAGAAAUAUAUUUAAAAGAGCAAUUGAAUUUUUAGGUGAAGAUGCAAAUGAUGAACAGUUAUUUAUAGCAUUUGCAAAGUUUGAAGAAAAGUAUAAAGAGGUUGAAAGAGCCAGAAUUAUUUAUAAAUAUGCCAUUGAUCAUGUACCAAAAAAUAAAGCUAAAGAAUUGUUUGAAACAUUUACAAAUUUCGAAAAACAACAAGGUGAUAGAAUUGGUAUUGAAGAUGUUGUUAUAGGUAAAAAAAGAUUCCAAUAUGAAGAAGAAUUAAAAAAAAAUCCAAAAAAUUAUGAUAUUUGGUUUGAUUAUUUAAAAAUGGAAGAAAUUAAUGGUGAAAUUACAAAGACAAGAGAAAUUUAUGAAAGAUCAAUCGGUAAUUUACCCCCAACCAAAGAAAAGAAACAUUGGAAGCGUUAUAUUUAUUUAUGGAUCAAUUAUGCAUUAUUCGAAGAGUUAAUUUCAAAAGAUAUUGAUAGAACAAGACAAGUUUAUAAAGAAUGUAUUAAAUCGAUACCUCAUGAAGUGUUUUCAUUUUCAAAGAUAUGGAUAAUGUACUCUAGUUUUGAAAUUCGUCAAUUAAAUUUAGAUAUAGCACGUAAAAUCUAUGGUCAAGCAAUUGGUCGUCAUCCAAAGAGUAAAAUAUUUGAUAGUUAUAUCCAUUUGGAAAUUGAAUUGGGUAAUUUUGAAAAUGUACGUAGCAUCUAUGGAAAAUAUUUGGAACUUAUGCCAGAUAACUGCGAAGCAUGGUCUAAAUUUGCACAAUUAGAAACCGAAUUGGGUGAAAUCGAUAGAGCCAGAGCUAUAUUUGAAAUUGCAGUACAACAACCAAACCUCGACAGACCUGAGGUCAUUUGGAAGGAUUAUAUCGAUUUUGAAAUUGAACAACAACAAUACAAGAAUGCAGAAAAACUUUAUAGACGUUUAUUGGAAAAAACAAACCAUGUUAAAGUAUGGCUUGGUUUCGUCAAAUUUAUUCAUUCAUCAAAUGGUGGUGUCGCAUCACUAACAAGACCAUUCUACCAAGAAGCUCACAAAUCAUUACAAAACUCUGACAAAGAAGAAAGAUUAAUACUUUUAGAGAACUGGAAAGAGUUUGAACAAAACUUUGGUGAUCAAGAAUCAUUGGACCAAGUUUUAAAGAAAAUACCUCAAAGAAUUAUCAAAAAAAGAACAAACCAAGAUGGUAUUACCGAAGAAUACUUUGAAUAUAUUUUCCCAGAAGAACAAACUCAAUCAACCACAUCAAAAUUAUUGGAAGCUGCUCAAAGAUGGAAAAAAUCAAAACAACAAUAAAACUAUAUUGUCAUCAUAAAUAAAAUAAAAAUAAAAUAUAAAAUAUUAAAAUAAAAU
Messenger RNA from Dictyostelium purpureum, 2022 nucleotides. RefSeq lists its product as uncharacterized. Gene Ontology annotation, biological process: spliceosomal complex assembly; mRNA splicing, via spliceosome. NCBI's taxonomy places the organism in Eukaryota, Evosea, Eumycetozoa, Dictyosteliales, Dictyosteliaceae. Gene Ontology annotation, molecular function: protein binding. Gene Ontology annotation, cellular component: Prp19 complex; U2-type catalytic step 2 spliceosome; precatalytic spliceosome. The transcript has 3 exons. The coding region runs from base 1 to 1965 and encodes 654 amino acids. The record is from RefSeq and is a predicted model, not a curated record.